This is a messenger RNA of Harmonia axyridis, 1100 nucleotides long. RefSeq names its product thymidylate synthase-like. Gene Ontology annotation, molecular function: thymidylate synthase activity. NCBI's taxonomy places the organism in Eukaryota, Metazoa, Arthropoda, Insecta, Coleoptera, Coccinellidae. The record is from RefSeq and is a predicted model, not a curated record. The transcript has a single exon. Gene Ontology annotation, biological process: dTMP biosynthetic process. Bases 82 to 1041 code for a protein of 319 amino acids. Gene Ontology annotation, cellular component: cytosol; mitochondrion.
ACAUUCUAAUGUCAUAAUUCUGUGACAUCUCCAAAAAAAUAUCUUGUUUUCCGAUGGUAUUUUUCGCGAAUAAAAUUAGAAAUGAACAACAAAAGUACCCCAUUCACGAUCGAGAUCAGCUUGGACAAGGCGAACCUUUUGAAUUCAGAACUCGGCACGCUGUCUCUAUGCCAGGGAGAUUAUAAGAAUCAACAUGAAGAGUACCAGUACCUACAACUGAUCGCUAAAAUACUCAAACAAGGAAUUAAAAGAUCUGAUCGAUCAGGUUUGGGAACCUUCUCUCUCUUCGGCUCGCAAAUGAGAUUCAGUUUGAAGAACCACUUUCCGCUCAUGACCACAAAAAGAGUAUUCUGGCGAGGAGUGGUAGAGGAGAUGCUUUGGUUUAUUAGCGGAAGUACAAAUUGUAUCCAUCUCACUUCAAAAAACGUCCAUAUUUGGGAUGCUAAUAGCACGCGCGAGUUUCUAGAUGCUGCUGGAUUAUCAGAUAGGGAAGAAGGCGAUCUUGGACCUAUCUAUGGGUUUCAGUGGCGCCACUAUGGGGCUGAAUAUAAAGGAAUGAAUGCAGAUUAUACCAACAAAGGAAUAGAUCAACUCUCUCAUCUUAUACAAACGAUAAAAACUAAACCAUGUGAUCGAAGAAUGAUCAUGUGUUCGUGGAAUCCUGUGGACAUACCGGAGAUGGCAUUACCACCAUGCCAUUGCUUAGUUCAGUUCUUCGUAGGUAACGGUGAGUUGUCUUGUAUGUUAUAUCAGAGAUCUGCCGAUAUGGGACUGGGUGUGCCAUUUAAUAUAGCCAGUUAUGCUCUCUUGACUUGUAUGAUUGCACAUGUUACGGAUCUUCAGCCAGGCGAAUUAAUUCAUGCUUUGGGAGAUUGUCACAUUUACUUCAAUCAUGUGGAGGCAUUGAAAGAGCAAAUUCAGAAGGAACCUAGGCCGUUUCCUACUCUCAAGAUCAAGAGGAAGGUACAGACUAUAGAUGAUUUCAACUUCGAUGAUUUCGAAUUGAUCGGCUAUAAUCCUCAUCCUAGGAGUAAACAAUGAUUUCCUUUUAGUAUUAACUUCUACUGUAAUCCAACAUGAAUAAAAGUCUAUUAAUCUAG